GGAAAAGCUGAGUCUGAGGUUGUCCCCAGACACUACCAGUGUGUGCACACUGAGGACACACCUCACCUGGGAAAGGAUGGACCCCUUCGCGGACACCCUGCGGCGGCUGCGGGAGGCCUUCGGCUCAGGGCGGACGAGGCCAGCUGAGUUCCGGGCGGAGCAGCUCAAGGGCCUGGGCCGCUUCCUGCGGGACAACAAGCAGCUUCUGCAGGAGGCGCUGUUGCAGGACCUGCACAAGUCAGUCUUUGAGGCAGAGCUGUCUGAGCUCAUCAUAUGCCAGAACGAGGUUGACCUGGCGCUCAAGAACCUACACACUUGGAUGAAGGAUGAGCCCGUGGCCAAGAGCCUGUUGGUGAAGCUGGACUCGGUCUUCGUCCGGAAGGAGCCCUUGGGCCUCGUGCUCAUCAUUGCCCCCUGGAACUACCCUGUGUACCUGACCCUGGUGCCGCUAGUGGGUGCCCUUGCUGCAGGGAACUGCGUGGUGCUGAAGCCAUCAGAAUUAAGUAAGGGCACAGAGAAGGUCCUGGCUAAGGUCCUGCCCCAAUACUUGGACCAGAGCUGCUUUGCCGUGGUCCUGGGAGGGCCCCAGGAAACCCGGCAGCUGCUGGAGCACAAGUUCGACUAUGUCUUCUUCACUGGGAACCCCCGAGUGGGCAGGAUCGUCAUGGCUGCCGCCGCCAAGCACCUGACACCCGUCACGCUGGAGCUGGGGGGCAAGAACCCCUGCUACGUGGACGACGACUGCGACCCCCAGACCGUGGCCAACCGCGUGGCCUGGUUCCGCUACUUCAACAGCGGCCAGACCUGCGUGGCCCCCGACUACGUCCUGUGCAGCCCGGACACGCAGGAGCGGCUGCUGCCCGCCCUGCAGAGGGCCAUCACCCGCUUCUACGGCGAGGACCCCCGGAGCUCCCCGAGCCUGGGCCGCAUCAUCAGCGAGAAGCACUUCCGGCGGCUCCGGGGCCUGCUGGGCUGCGGCCGCGUGGUCAUCGGCGGCCAGAGCGACGAGAGCGACCGCUACAUCGCCCCCACGGUGCUGGUGGACGUGCAGGAGACCGAGCCGGUGAUGCAGGAGGAGAUCUUCGGCCCCAUCCUGCCCAUCGUGAACGUGAGGAGCCUGGACGAGGCCAUCGACUUCAUCAACCGUCGGGAGAAGCCCCUGGCCCUGUAUGCCUUCUCCAACAGCAAUCAGGUAGUGACCCAGAUGCUGGAUCGGACCAGCAGCGGCAUUUUUGGAGGCAACCAGGGCUUCGUUCACCUGAUUCUGCCGUCCCUGCCGCUGGGGGGAGUCGGUAACAGUGGCAUGGGAAGAUACCGUGGCAAGUUCUCCUUCGACACCUUCUCCCAUCACCGUGCCAGUCUGCUCUCUCCCUCCGGCCUGGAGAAGCUCAAUGAACUCUACUACCCGCCCUACACUGCCAGCAGGCAGCAGCUGAUAGGCUGGGCCUUGGGCUCCCACAGCUGCACCCUUCUCUGAGCUCCCCCUGCACCUGCAGCGUCCUAACACCACCACCCCUCUGUCCUGCUACUGCCCAGGUGUUCAGUGGUCCCUGAAAGGUGGGGGGUCCUGUCCGGGAGUGCAAAGAUCCUGCUCUUGGGGCUUUGUCUCAACAGCUCCUGGCUGGGCAGGACCUCUGGGCCACUGGUCCCGCCACUUUCAGGGCCAAAGUCCCCUCUGCAGCCCCCUGACAGACUCACUGACCCGACCCUCUGUUUGGAUAUGUCUGAUGAUGGAGCUCUUGUGGUUAGAAAGGACCCCUUGUGGGGCGCCUGGGUG
Messenger RNA from Callorhinus ursinus (northern fur seal), 1777 nucleotides. It is a transcript of the gene ALDH3B2, whose product is annotated as aldehyde dehydrogenase 3 family member B2. Gene Ontology annotation, biological process: aldehyde metabolic process. Gene Ontology annotation, molecular function: 3-chloroallyl aldehyde dehydrogenase activity; aldehyde dehydrogenase (NAD+) activity. Gene Ontology annotation, cellular component: cytoplasm. Lineage: Eukaryota; Metazoa; Chordata; Mammalia; Carnivora; Otariidae. The record is from RefSeq and is a predicted model, not a curated record.